AUGGGUUUUGUAGAUAAAACAGAUACAGAAAUCCUUAAAUAUUAUUCUUUAUCGACUUUGUAUCCAUCAGAAUGGGUAGAUUUACCAAAUGAAUCAAUUGUAUGUGAUUCAGAAUUGCUAGAUGAAGAUUGCCCGGAUCCUUUAGGAAUGGGAGAUUCUGUUUUUAAGUUGGCUGAACAAAAUGGCACAACGGUUCCUGAUUCAAUAGAAUUACGAUCUAAAUAUCUCGUUUCAUCGAAAACAUUUAAUCCAACCUUAUUUUUAAGAGACAUUCAUUCAAACGAUCGGUACUCAGAAUUGUUAUCUGGAUUAAGAUGGUUAAAACAAUCAAUUGAGAAAAGAUCAGAUGCAUUAAAAAUGCUUGUUGAAAGCAAUUUUAGUAGAUUUGUAAAAGCAAAAACGACAAUUGAUUUUAUUUGUCGAGGAAUGAAGCAAAAUUCAUUAAAUCAAGAAGGAGAUUAUGGGAUUCUAAAACUAAAAUCAAGCAUUAAUGACGCAACCACAAAAGCAACACAAAUAUUCGAGCCAAUUAUAGAAAAUCGAACAAAAGGAUAUCGUUUACUAUCUACUCUUUCUAUUUUAGAGAACUACAGAUACUAUUUUAAUCUUCCAUCAAUGAUGCUGGAUUAUAUUGAAAAGAAUGAUCAUGCAAUGCUAAUACGUGAAUAUUACAGAUGCAAAGAUGCAUUUGAGGAAGAACAAAAAGCUGUUGAAGGUUCAGCUGAUAUUAUUGAAUCUCAGAAACCUAAAGUUUUUGAACGAAUUUGGAAAGAAGUACAAAAAAUUAUUGAAGAUUAUAAAAAAAAUAUUUUUGAGCAGUUUUCGACAUAUAAAACAAUAGAGGAACAGCACAAGCUAAUAUGUAUACUCUUAGAAUUAGGUACAACUGAAAAUCCGAUUCUUUAUGCUCUUAAAUGUCAAAAUUCUCGGCUUAUAGAAAGUUUAGAACAAGAAUUUAAGGAGGAACGUGCUAAAGUUGAAGCUGCUCGUCAACAAUUAGCUAAAUUAUCUCCUCCAACUGAUAAACAAAUAAUAUAUCUACUGAAAAAGCCAUUAAGAAAGUACCAACUAUCUGAUGCAUGGGAAGUGUCGCCAGAUGCUGGAAUGUGGGAUUUACUCGAAAAAAUGAUUAAACAUAUAUUUAUUCAUAAAUUUCAUGAAUUUAAAAGUUAUCUUGAAAUUGUAUGUAAAGUUUCCCAGGGAAAUUUAUUAAAGAACUUUCCUUCAGGUCGAAACAAUGAAUCUAGACAUCAUCUUAUAUUUUCACCAGAUGAAGUUUUUUCUAUAAAAAAAUCCGCAGAGCAACUAGUUUUUACACUUUCAUCCCUUGUUAUAGGAUUUUUUACUUCAUUUCCAUCAAAAGAGGCUCCAUCAAAUACUCAUUCUUUAUCUACUGAUGAUAAUUCGUUAAAAUCAAAUAAUCCUUCAGACUCCAACAAUGAACAUGUUUCAUUUUCAUUUAUGCCUCCAUAUUCCGAUUGUUUGACUGUCUGCUUUUGGCUAAAUAAACUACUAAAUAUAAUUAUUAACUCUUCAUUGGGCAUUCUUAAAUUAAAUAUUUCAGAAGAAAUUAAUAAAAGCUUGCAGAAAAUGAUUAACAGUUCACGAGAAAUGUUUGUUGAAGCUAUUAAUGUUGCAUGGAAUGCAGAUUCUUUUCAUUUUUAUUUACUCGAAGAUUGGGUAAAAUCAAGUGAGAACCCUAAUAUAACGAGUUAUCCAAAAGCGUUAUAUGCUUAUGAAUCUUCUAUUAUUUCAAAAAUAAAUGAACUUUUAUAUAUUGAAAGAAAUUCUAAAUUAAAUACCGUGGAUUUAAUAAUUCCACCUUCUAUUAAAACCAUAUCUUCAAUCAAAACUCAAUUUUUGAAAUCAUUAUAUAUUGCUUUAGAAGGACUAAUAAAAAAAGUUUAUCUUAAUAUUGAUCAAAUGAGUUUAAAAAAUACAACUUAUGAAUUUGAGUCAAAUUUUAUAAAUGAAAUAGAUACAAAUGAUAUAGAUACCCGGAUUCUUUUUACUUUAAGCAAUUUUUCUCAAUUACAAAAUAAUAUUAUUGCUAUAUUAUUAAGACAGUUUGAAACACUGUAUUCGAUAUCUUUAGAAGAUGAAUCAAAGGAAAUUCAACUUAAUCAGCGUUUAUUUCAUGAUUAUAUUAAAACGAAAUCUGAAUCUAUUUCUCAGAUUGUGAGAAAUGGAAUACAUGGAUCUUCUUGUAUUUGGUUGUCUGAUGAUCCUCCAUAUGCAAUUCAACCAUACGUGUUCAAUUCUAUAUUAUCUUUACUCGUAGUUCACUCUCAGAUCUCCAAUAUUACAAUGAACCUAAUUUUUCCUAUUUUAACUAAUUUAGUAAAAUCACUUUCUCAAGCUUUAUAUGAAUCAUUUCAAAAAAUUGAUCGUUUUGGUAUAGGAGGAAUGCUCCAGGUUAUUGUUGAAGUAGAAUUUAUUAAACAAGUUUUGGAAACAUUUAUUGAUGAAGAAACUUUUAAAAUAUUUGGGAUGAUAUACACUCAUUUAGAAGAAGCAUAUCACCAUAAUGAUAAUCAGGAAGUUUUGCAAAAAGAACUUGAGAAAACGAAAAAUAUAUUAAUUAAUUAUAGAAAAAUUACACAAGUGCAAUAUUGUUGUUUCAAAGAUGUACAAGAUAUAACUAGAACAUAUUUUUAA
Messenger RNA from Pneumocystis jirovecii RU7, 2658 nucleotides. RefSeq lists its product as uncharacterized. Bases 1 to 2658 code for a protein of 885 amino acids. Gene Ontology annotation, biological process: exocytosis; Golgi to plasma membrane transport. The record is from RefSeq and is a predicted model, not a curated record. Gene Ontology annotation, cellular component: exocyst. The transcript is spliced from 14 exons. NCBI's taxonomy places the organism in Eukaryota, Fungi, Ascomycota, Pneumocystomycetes, Pneumocystales, Pneumocystaceae.